UUCUCAGAGAGUACUAUCAGGUUCAGUCAUUCAUUCAUCCCCUUUCUCCCUCAGUUUUCCACUUUUUUUGCUGCUUGAUCCAUCAAAACUCUAGCUUUUCGUUGUUUCAUUAGGUUUGUUUGAUUGAAAUUCGAACAAAAACCCUAACUUUCCGUUGUUGUAUUAGGGUUGUUUGAUCGAACAAAUCCUAAGGCACUCUUACAGAUUACAGGUUUAUUGGGUUUUGUAUCUUUACUAUAUAAUUGCUAUGGGCAAAAUGUGCUUCAGUUAAUUUGUACUUGCAGAAUUGUAAGUCUCUCUUUCAUAUUAAGCUAAUCUACCAAAAAAAUACGGUUUGUGGGGCCGAUAUAAGACUUGUCAGCAGGAAGCCACGGGUCGGUGCGGUUGCACCGGGCCCUGAGCGAGUGCCACCGUCGUGUCCCCAAGGGUCCGGGGCAGGAGGCGGCAUGCCGCCACUUGAACCGAUCAUUGGCGGAGUGCCUGGUGGCGGAGGCCUGCCCCACCGAAGUGGAGGCCGUUCGGAGCCUCUGUUCCAGCGGUGGCACCGCUGUGAAGCGUUCCUAGUGCCAGCAAGCCCAGCACUUCCUCUCUCUCUCUCUCGACUAAAUUAAAAACCCUACCUCGCAGUCACACGACAUGAAACCCUCGAGAUUUCUAGUCGAACUCUAAAAUUUGCAGCCAUACAAACACAACUCCCCUUUGCUGAUCAACACUUUCCCAUUGCGAGUCCCCCUCUCUCGAGCCCUACCCUUCCCACCAAGCAGCUCUCUCUCUCUCUCUCUCUAAUUCGUCUCUCUCCCCCUUGCAUCUAUCUAUAUUGCCAAUACCUUGGAAGCUUUGGGUCUUAGCCUUAGGAAGCUCGCAAAACCCCUGCCCCGCAAACCCCUCUUAGCAUUCGUUCCACUAUUUUAUAAAAUUGGAUGAAACUCUAACUUUGUAUUAAGCAAAGGCACAAAGAGUGGAAGAGGGGAAAAGGCGCAAUAUUGUGUGUAUAUGUAAUGAUGCAGUUGAUGUGAAACAGCAUUUAUGGGGGUUAUAAAAGAGGGGACUAUUUCCGGAAAUUUUCCAAGUACUGAGGCUUUUGCAGUUCACUACCCUGGCUAUCCUUCAUCAACCACACGUGCUGUCGAGACUCUUGGAGGAAGCGAAGGGAUCCUCAAGGCUCGUUGCUUGCAGUCAAACAAGUUGGAGCUCCAUUUUCGCCCAGAGGAUCCAUACUCACACCCUGUUUUUGGCGAGCUUCAACCCUGUAAUAAUUUUCUCUUGAGGAUAUCUAAAAGGAAAGAUAGGAAUGGCCAAAAUACUGAGGACUUUAACAACAUAUCAAAAUGUGUGUCAGAAGACGAGAUCCAUAUUAGUCGUAUGAGUUGUCCCCAAUCCGUCAAAACUGAUCAAGUGAAUGAAAGUCAAAGUGCUUCAACUAGUUUACCGGCAGAAGUGGAGGCACGGUCUUCUCAAGAAGUGCAAGAUGAUCUUUCUGCUAAUAUUGUUUCUCGAAUCUCAGAGGCAUAUCAUUUCAACGGAAUGGUAGAUUACCAGCAUGUUCUUUCUGUUCAUGCGGAUGUUGCUCGGAGAAAGAAGAGAAACUGGGCAGAUAUGGAACCUCAAUUUGAGAAGGGUGGUCUUAUGGACGUGGAUCAGGAGGAUUUGAUGAUUCUAGUGCCUCCACUUUUCUCAAUAAAGGAUGUACCAGAGAAAGUCGUGUUAAAACCAUCAGUAAGCCUGAGCUCGAAGAAAAAACAAAAGGGAGUUAUUCAACACCGUUGGGAGAUGGAAAUAGAGCCAUGCCUAGCAAUUGACUUUUACAUAAAAGAGAUACCUAAGAAAGUGUCUUGGGAGAAAUACAUACCCGAAAAGUCGGAGCAAUGGGAGUGGCAAAUGGCUGUAUGUAAGCUCUUUGAUGAGCGUCCUAUAUGGGUCAAAAGUUCAUUAGCUGAGCGCUUGCUUGAUGACGGUGUACAAUUUGGGGAUCAUACCCUUAGAAGGCUUCUUUUCAGAGCAGCUUAUUACUUUUCAAAUGGGCCAUUCCUUAGGUUCUGGAUCAGAAAGGGUUAUGAUCCUCGCAAAGAUCCUGAAUCUCGCAUAUAUCAGAGAAUUGAUUUUCGGGUCCCCCCAUCGUUACGUAGCUAUGAUGUUACUGUAGCUACAGGGUUGAAGCAUCGAUGGGAAGAUAUAUGCUCGUUUCGGGUUUUUCCUUACAAGUACCAAACUUCAUUACAGCUUUUUGAACUUGUGGAUGACUACAUUCAAGAGGAGAUUAGGAAACCUCCGCAGCAGGCAACUUGCAGUUGUGCAACAGGAUGGUUCCCAUCAAGCGUGCUUGAUAGCUUGAGGUUAUGUAUAACUGUGAGGUUCCUCUCAGUAUACCCCAAAGCUGGUGCAGAAUCCUUGCUAAAAUCUGCUUCAGAACGCUUCAACAAGUCAAAGAGAAUGCAGAUUUAUACCAAGGACAAGAGACUUGAUGAAGAGAUUCAACAAGCCAAUGCAGAAGCAGCAGAACUGGUGGGCAACGAAGAUAAAGAGGAAUUGGAUGAUGAUGGCGAGGAUGAAGAUGAAGAAGUUGAAAUUGACGAUGACAAAGAUGAAGAGGAGUUGGACACAAAUGAGGCAUUUCAUCUGGCUGGUGAAGAUAUCAAUUUUGCUCCGAAGGCUUGUUCUUAUAUAGAUAAUGACAACAUCUCAAAGAACUACUUGCAAGAGCUUUUUGGUAGUUUUCCGUUCGGUGGAGUAGAUGGCCACGGAUUGCAAGAUGCCGACAACAGUGAUGGAGAAUAUCCGAUAUAUGAGCAAUUUAGUGAGGGCAACUUCUCCGAUGAUGAUGACUACUGACUUGCCAUUGUUUAAAGCAGUAUUUCCUCGGAGGCUGUCCUUCUGUUGGGAUUGCCGAGGUCUUGAUUCCAGCCUGGGUUAUUUAUCCACCCUUAGCAGAAGUCAUUAGAAGGGGAAGCUGUUUGUCUUCUAUCUUUGUAAACCACAUAACAACGCCAACUUCUAAUUUUUUGUUAUGAUGAUGAUUACCGUCAUUUUCUAAGUGUUUUCAGCAUGUUCAUUA
Messenger RNA from Rhododendron vialii, 3052 nucleotides. RefSeq lists its product as uncharacterized. Bases 1027 to 2829 code for a protein of 600 amino acids. The record is from RefSeq and is a predicted model, not a curated record. The transcript is spliced from 15 exons. Lineage: Eukaryota; Viridiplantae; Streptophyta; Magnoliopsida; Ericales; Ericaceae. Gene Ontology annotation, biological process: transcription initiation at RNA polymerase III promoter. Gene Ontology annotation, cellular component: transcription factor TFIIIC complex.